Molecule: messenger RNA, 2023 nt
Organism: Fimicolochytrium jonesii
Lineage: Eukaryota; Fungi; Chytridiomycota; Chytridiomycetes; Spizellomycetales; Powellomycetaceae
Product: nucleotide-diphospho-sugar transferase
Exons: 3
Coding region: 251-2023 (590 amino acids)
Cellular component (GO): cytoplasm
Molecular function (GO): glycosyltransferase activity
Source: RefSeq, a predicted model, not a curated record
UCCAUCGUCCUUGCAUCGCCCGGUUGUUCUGUGCACAGGCCAAGUGUCGUAUUACGGCAUUCCCCAAGGGCCGCCACGCGUCUCCCCAGACCUGUUUGGCCGCCGCCCAGCCUCGUCUCAGUUCGCGCGACGACACAAACGCAGCGACCGCGAGCGCAUCUUCUUCUCGUUCGGCCAUUUUCCCACGGGAGAUUGCACCCGCGUCCUCUACUCUCAUCGCUAGUCGCUCCUCUUCAAGAAGAAGAACGACAUGCCCGCACCACUAUCCUCCGGCGGCAACGGCGGCGGCGGCGGCGGCUCCAGCUACGGCUAUGUGACGCUGCUGACCUCAGACUCCUACCUGCCCGGCGCAUUAGUCGUAGCGUCCUCGCUGCGCGCAACGAUAACCCGAUACCCCCUCUAUGUUCUCGUGCCAACCAACGCCCUCGCUCCGUCCUCCAUCGCCGCCCUCGAGCGUGCCUACGACAGGGUCGUCCCCGUCCCAUUGCUGAGGUCCAACGAGUCUGGGAACUUGCAGCUGCUGGGCCGUGCGGAGCUCGACGUGACGUUUACCAAGCUGCACGUAUUCGACCCAGAGGUCUCUGGUCUGGACAAGGUCGUGUUUCUUGAUGCCGACGUGAUGGUUACCCGCAAUCUGGACCGUCUGUUCGACUACCUUACUGCGGACGUCGUGUUUGCUGCAGCGCCUGAUAUCGGCUGGCCUGACUGUUUCAACUCUGGCGUCUUUGCUGCUGUACCGAGACGCGAUAUCUUUGAAGGUCUGGUGCGCACAGUCGCGGGCAGCGGAAGUUUCGAUGGCGGCGACCAGGGCUUGUUGAACACAUACUUUUCAUCAUGGGCGUCGGGCGUGCCUCAGCCAGGAGGUUCUCAACACCGCACUGCGCGGAUUCCAUUUACUUUCAAUGUCACCCCGACAUCUUUCUAUUCGUACCUGCCGGCGCUGGUGCAUUUCUUCAACGACAUCUCUGCUGUGCAUUUUAUUGGGCAGGCAAAGCCAUGGACUUUGCCCAAGGAAGGGAACGAUUCGGUCGUCGGUGGAAAGGAUGGCCCAAUGGGACAGUUCCUUGCGCGCUGGUGGAACUUCUACGAUGCAGUUAAGCACGUCCUGAACUACGGCUCACAGAGCGUGGGUACACCAGCUACGAAAUAUAACAACUGGACCGGUAGUGUGAAAGGUGGCGAAGGACCAUCCACCACAUCGCGUAAUCAAAGAUCAGGGCAACAGAGUGGAGGACAAUCUACAGACAACGUUGUCGAGUUUUCCAACUACCGAGUCGCGUGGGACGAACGGGAGGCGUCUCCUGUUCGACGACGGUUCUCUCUGACUCAGACGCCGUUUGUGGUGACCUACCGAGCCACAUCAGAUGAAGGUUACCCGGUGUUCUUCGAUACUGAGCAGCCAAGCGCAUUGUCUCCGGAAUCGGAGCCCGGACGCGCACAAGAGAUCAGUCCUGUAACGGCUGAAUCGACCUCCCCUAAUCGUCGCCGACCGUCCUACAUCGAGUUCGAGCGCGAACACUCCCAGCAUAUACCGGUCUCCCAGAGCCCACCAGCUACGGACCUGGGCAACUACCGCGUCGGAUGGAACGUGAGCGAACUAGGAAAAACGGCCAAACUAGCCGAAACACCACACCCGCAAGACAGUUUCAACACCCACUGGAGGUCCGAGACCGAGCUGACAUCCACAGCCCUGCCUCCCCUCACUUCUCCUCCUCGCGGCGCUACAACCCCAAGCACCCCUGGAGGCGCCCGCGGCUCGCCCGUAAAAGGCCUCACAUCCGAUGACGAAGACGACGACGAGUUGUUGGACGAUGACCGCGUGUGGAACGAUAACGAUGACGACAACGAGGCGUUUGUGUCUAGCUUGAAGACCGUGCGUCCGCGUACCGCUUCGGCGGGCUCGUCGGGUGGUCGGAAGACGCCUACCGUUGGACAGAGGAUCCCACAUUCCAACACCGGUCAGCGCGGUGAUGAUGGGCGACCCAAGACGGUGGGAAAUACUGCUCCGGGGGCUCUCGGUUAG